AGUUCAUACUUAUCAAAGCUCGCUGGCAACACAUGUGUACGGUAUCUGUUAUUAUGUUGGCUGUGAGGUGAACCAAUGCCUCUGUCUUAGAGUAAAGUCCGAGAGAUUCAAGAAGGAGUAAAAGAGUAGAGGAAUUGAGUGAACGGAUCUUGAGAAUCACACGUAUAAAUCGGCAACCCGAUUAAGACCCGAGGUAUCGUUCAGUCGCUCUUGGAUCUUUAACCAGUGCGAUUCGAUUCUUUGAUUCUAUUGAUUUUAUAUAAAUCGCUUUCGUUGUAAAAUAAGUACGGGCUGGUUCGGUGGCUGCAUUCCUGCAGGUUUCAUUAUUUUCAGAUCACAGAUCGGUAACCUCCUUUCCUUUAGCAGAAGUGAAACCGAAAAUAUAAUGUAUUGAUUUGUAAAACAUUUGUUGGUUUUAUUCUGUUUAAUUUACUUUUGAAAUUAAGAUGGGCAGCCCACUGAAAGCUUUGCAAGAUGAUGAGAGAUUUGCGCUGAUGAAAUUCAGGCGCAGCGUUCAAGCGAUCCUAGAGCCUCAUCAUGAUGACCAAUUUUUACUACGCUGGCUUCGAGCAAGAAAAUGGGACCCCGUUGCUGCGGAAAAAAUGCUAAGAGACUCGCUGGAAUGGCGAAAAAAAUGGGACGUUGAUAAGCUUAACGAGUGGGAAGAGCCCGCUGUUGUAAAGGAAGGUCUUCCUCAUGGGCUUUGUGGAUUUGAUAAAGAACAAUCACCAGUGGUGAUUGUUCCAUUCAGCGGACUUGAUUUAUACGGAAUCCUCCACGUGGUUUCAAGACGUGACAUGAUUAAGGCAACAAUAAAAACUCUGGAGCAUUAUUUAAAAUUGUGCAACGAGCAGGGGAAGAAACACGGCCCAGGUGCAGGUCAGGUGACUGUAAUUUUCGACAUGGAAGGAUUCAAUCUAAGACCUCUUAUGUGGAGACCUGCUGGUGAGGUGAUCAUAACCCUGAUACAAAUGUAUGAGGCAAAUUAUCCAGAGAUACUAAAAACCUGUUUCAUUAUUAAUGCGCCCAAGGUUUUCGCAUUUGCCUUUUCGAUCGCCAAGAAGUUUAUGAACGAGUACACCAUCUCCAAAAUCCAGAUCUACAAAGCCGAUCCUCCCAGAUGGAAGAACGCUAUCCUCAAAGUAGUCAACAAGGAUCAAUUGCCGGCUCACUUCGGUGGUACUUUGACAGAUCCUGAUGGAGAUCCUCGACUCACUACCAAAAUCUGCCAAGGCGGCAAAGUAUCCAAAGAUCUCUACGUCAAUAAAAACGAGAUGCACAAAGAGGACUACAAGACAACUAUCGUCCGAAAAGGAGACAAAUUCAAGAUCGAACUGACUCCAGAAAAAUUAGGAUCGAUCUUGAGCUGGGAAUUUAAAACAGAAGAUCACGAUAUAAAGUUUGGAAUUGUCAAACAAAAUAAUAACUCUGGAGAAAAAAUUGAAGUGGUUCCUGUUCACCGCGUGGCUGCUCACCAGCUUGAGGAAGUUGGUGUCCUUACUUGUGAAGAUUUUUCAACAUACUCGAUUGUUUUCGACAAUAGCUACAGCUUGAUGAGGAACAAGAAAAUCUUCUACAACAUCCGGAUGGAAGAGCCAAAUGAAAAUUUACAAGAAAUAGCUCUGCGUGAUUCGUAAAAUGAGUAUUAGAUGGUAUAAGUUUUAUAUUUUUGUAUUGGGUUGUAAAUAUUAAGCGAAUAUUAAGUUUUAUAAAAUUACAAAACUUUAUUUCUGUUAUUCUUUAUACAAUUUAUUGAAUAAAUGAUUGAAGGAA
Messenger RNA from Cotesia glomerata, 1773 nucleotides. Its product is annotated as SEC14-like protein 2. The record is from RefSeq and is a predicted model, not a curated record. Lineage: Eukaryota; Metazoa; Arthropoda; Insecta; Hymenoptera; Braconidae. Gene Ontology annotation, cellular component: cytoplasm. The transcript has 9 exons. Bases 447 to 1637 code for a protein of 396 amino acids.